This is a messenger RNA of Mucor mucedo, 408 nucleotides long. RefSeq lists its product as uncharacterized. Gene Ontology annotation, molecular function: 2 iron, 2 sulfur cluster binding. The coding region runs from base 1 to 408 and encodes 135 amino acids. Gene Ontology annotation, biological process: iron-sulfur cluster assembly. The record is from RefSeq and is a predicted model, not a curated record. Lineage: Eukaryota; Fungi; Mucoromycota; Mucoromycetes; Mucorales; Mucoraceae. Gene Ontology annotation, cellular component: mitochondrion; cytoplasm. The transcript has 3 exons.
AUGCUAUUCAGUGCCAUUCUCAAGCAAGCUGCAACAAGUACUAUUAAAUCGGGCAGUGGAAAUCCACGAUUACGUUUAAGAAAAGCCGCCUUGACUUUGACACCAGCUGCAGUUUCUCGGUUAAAGGACUUGACAGAAGGACCCACACCACAGUACUUGAGAGUAGGUGUUAAACAAAAGGGUUGUUCAGGCAAUUCCUAUGAUUUACAAUUUACUGAAUCCAAAGGAAAAUUCGAUGAAAUUGUGAACCAAGAUGGUGUUACUGUGUUGGUUGAUUCAAAGGCUUUAAUUACAGUGUUAGGCUCCGAGAUGGAUUUUGUUCAAGAUAAACUAUCAGAACACUUUGUGUUCAAUAACCCCAAUGCGAAAGGCACCUGCGGCUGUGGUGAAUCUUUUACCACAGUAUAA